AUGGCACAUCCAGCAUCACAAACAUUCGUCUUCCAUGAACCUACCGAUUUGGAUGUAUUUUUCCCGUUCCUGAAACAUGAUACUGACUACGGAAAGUUAUGCAUAGUUGAGGAACCAUUAGUAACCGGUUACACAACAAUGGGAAGAUUAAUUGAUGAUAUGACUAUUGAAAAGUGCUAUUUUGGUAAGCUCAGAACGAAAGAUUACGAAUUAUCAACUUUUGAUGUAGAAGCUAGCGCUUAUAGGCGAGCAAGUUCAUCCAGAAAAUUCAAUUAUUCAGUUUUUACAUUUUUAUUUCAUCUAUUGGUUUUCUGUACUAUUUCUAUAACCAGGUGA
Cercopithifilaria johnstoni is the source of this 336-nucleotide messenger RNA. The record is from the annotation of a GenBank genome assembly. Lineage: Eukaryota; Metazoa; Nematoda; Chromadorea; Rhabditida; Onchocercidae.